GAUCAUCUUAUCCUGGCAAAGCUACAUUUCUAUAUGGCUAUCACAAGGACUUUCAGUCCUUUUCUUACCUUCUAUCAAACAGAUGUGCCUGUGAUUCCGUUCCUUGCCAAAGACUUGGCUGAGCUGUUGAAGAGUAUGCUGAGGCGUUUUGUCAAGAAAGAAGUACUCAAGGAUAUUAGUCCACUUCAGCUGGUCAGAUUGGAUGUCUGUGACAAUCAGAGCUGGGUCAACCCAAAGGAAGUUAACAUAGGCUUGGGUGCAGAAUCUCUUCUUAAGGAACUACAGAAACAGAAAAAGAUAGGGGAACUCACAGUUCUGGAGUUUAGGAAAGAUUGUCUUAAAAUGAUGUCUACCAUCAUCCAGAAAGUACAGGAAAAGAGCCCAUUAAAGUAUCCUGUAGUGAGGCAGGUGGCCUGUUUGGAUCCCAGCAUGAUGUUAUCUGACCCUGACUGGUGCAAGAGCAACAUGACAAAACUGGUGCAGAAGUUUUUGCAAGCCCAACAGUUGUCAGGAGGUGUCUCUGCUGGUGAUGUGAUAAUCCAGCAGUUUAGUAACAUGUUAUCUGCUGAAAAUGAGACCCUUGUCUCAUACAGAUCCACAGAGACCAGGCUAGAUACGUUCUUGCAUGGUGUACUUGCCGAGCGCUAUGAUGAGUUGUGGGGCUUUUGCAAGAAACUGCUUCUCCUGUCCCAUGGGCAGGCUACAGUGGAGAGGGGAUUCUCCAUUAACAAAGAAGUGGAGACCUGCAAUAUGCAGGAGGAGACAAUGGUCACACAUCGACUGGUAUGCGAUUAUGUCAACAUCUGUGGAGGGCUCCUCAAUGUGCCUAUUUCUAAAGAGUUACUGGCCUCAGCUGCAUCUGCCAGGUCUAGAUAUAGAAUGCACCUGGAUCAGCAGAAGGCUAAGAAAAUUACAGAUGUCCAGGCACAGAAACGGAAAUCUUUAGAAGAAAACAUUGAGCACCUGAAAAAGAAAAAGAAAAUUCUGGUCCAGGUAUCUAUGAGCCUGCAGAGGGAUGCGGAUCAGCUUGCAGAAGAAGCUGAAGGAAAAGCUGGCACCUUGAUGGCACAGCUCAUUACAAAAUCGAACACACUGAGGAAGAGGUAUAAAGAAAAAACAAGUGAAUUACAGCAAAUUGAGACCGAGUUGGAGGCAAAGGGCAAAGAACUGAGAUCAAUACAGUAAAAAACAAAUGUUCAGGUUAAUGGCAUGCAGUGUACUUACUGCUGUGCAGUGUUUGUUUGAAAUCUUCAUAAGCCCA
Messenger RNA from Clarias gariepinus (North African catfish), 1261 nucleotides. RefSeq lists its product as uncharacterized. Lineage: Eukaryota; Metazoa; Chordata; Actinopteri; Siluriformes; Clariidae. The record is from RefSeq and is a predicted model, not a curated record. The transcript has 4 exons. The coding region runs from base 34 to 1185 and encodes 383 amino acids.